GUUUAUAUUUAUCUUUUAUUUUUUAGUUUUAUCAUAACACAACAAAGAAGAUAUUUUUACUAUAUCUAAUAACGAUGUUGCAUACAAAGGAUGUUUUAAUAACUAAUCAGAUUCAUCUAUAGAAUUAGGAAUAUGUCCUUCUAUAUGAGAUAUCCAUUUGUUAAACUACUCUCACCCUUGUUACAAUAUAUUGAAACAAGCUAAUUACGGUAUUUAUCUCUCAGUAUGUCCUCGAUAUAAUCAUCAGACUCAGUGGCGCAUCAUGUUAGAGGACAGACCAGCACUAGUUUUGAAUCCUAGAGUUCGAAUCAUGUCUAUACCAACAUUUAAAAAGUUUCCCUCUUGGUCCGAUUUUUUUAUGCAGACGUGAUUUAUAUAAAUAGAUAUACUUUUUUUCCUUUUGAUUAAACUUCUCUUAACCUAAAACGGCACCAGUAGUAUAUACACGGAUAAUAAUAUUUGUCCAGUGAACCUUGUGAUAAAUGUCUGCUACUCAUUAUAGGUGAAGCUAGUAGGUGAUCUAAUUUGUGGUGAAUCAAUACACCUGUCAUGACACCUGAACUGAAACCAUGAUUUGCAAUGGCUUACUAUUUACCACAAUAUAAAGUAUAACCAUAUUAAAUUUACAUCUUUCUCGGACACCAAUAAGUCUAUUAUAAAUGUAUCUUUUUCUAGUCAUUUCUGCCAACUAUAUAUAAUGUUAUGUGUUAGUACAUGAGAGCCUUCGUUUUUUGCAUUUUUAUUGCUUUUAACAUUGCUGAUGACAUUCACCUGUCCACACUAAUCAACUCAGCCUUUAAAUACCGGAUGACCUAGGAGGCAGGUAUCUACCUUUGAGAAAGUCACGUGAACGUGACGAAACGCGUCAGGACCCGCCCCUAUCCACACUCAGCUCAGGUGAAAUUUUCCAGGUGUUCCUUGGUCCCCACUGCACCCUCCGUCUACAGCAUCUGACAUCAGCGGCUUCAGCGCACACGCCGCCACGACCGGGUUGUGAGAGAGACGGUCCAUUCCUUUCCGCUGCACAGCGUAUAUGGGCAUUGCAGGACAUUGAAGCCGAGGACGCUCGGCUCUUACCAGCCCAUUUUGGAAAGGCCAUUUUAGCUGUGAGGAACCGGAGACCUUUUACUAGAAGUCACGUAAAUGAUGUCACGGAGGAUGGACAAGGACAGGAGUCAUGUGACUGAAAGGAUAUUAAACCUCUCUGUGGAGGUCAUCCAGCUGCUGACAGGAAAGGAUCACACAGUAGUGAGGAAGACAUCUGGAAAGUGUGAGACACCCAGUAGCCAUCCUUGUGUGUCAGGAGGACUGAGCAGGACCCAGAGCCCCAUCACGGUGCCUCCACCUCGCUCACUGACACAUGAGAGGCACAGUGACCAGAAGAUCCUGAAGCUCACCAACAAGAUCAUUCAUCUGCUGACUGGAGAGGUUCCUAUAAGGUGUGAGGACGUCACUGUCUAUCUCUCCAUGGAGGAGUGGGAGUAUAUAGAGGAACACAGGGGUCUGUACAAGGACGUGAUGAUGGAGAAUCACCAGGCAUUGAAGAUGGAUAUGACUGAGAGGAUAAUAAGUCUCUUCCUGGACAUCAUCUGUGUGCUGACUGGAGAGGAUCACACAGUAGUGAAGGGAACAUCUGGAGAGCGUGAGCCAGCCAGCAGCCAUUACCGUGUGUGGGGAGGACUGAGCAGGACCCAGAGCCCCAUCACAGUGCCUCCACCUCACUCACUGAUACAUGAGAGGCACAAUCACCAGAAGAUACUAGAACUCACCAACAAGAUCAUUCAGCUGCUGACUGGAGAGAUGGGGCCAGUAACAGGAAUACCCCAGAGAGAUGUCCCCAUCCUCUUUUAUUCCCAGGAUCAUACAGAGGAGAAUCACAGUGUACUACAGGAGGGUCAGGGUGAAGAUCUUAUUGAUGUUAAAGUAGAAGAUAUAAAAGUAGAAGAGCAGACGUAUGUGAUGGGUGAUCAGCAGUGUAAGGAGGAGGAAAUCCCUACAGAUAUCAGCACAGACCCAUCUAAAGAUCCAUCUACUGAUAUAAAGGAGGAAUCAGUCUCAUGUGAUGGAGACCUCACACAUUCUGACAUGUAUACAGCCGCAGAUCAUACACAGAAAAUAUCUACUCAUAUAAAAAGCAACUGCAUUACAAAUGCGUCUUGCUCUGGAUGUGAAAAAUGUUUUACUCUUAAUUCAGACCUUGUUAUACAUCAGAGGAGUCACACAGGAGAGCCACCAUAUUCCUGCUCAGAAUGUGGGAAAGGGUUUAGAAGUAAUUCAGAACUUCUUGUACAUCAGAUGAUUCAUACAGAUGAAAAACUGUUUUCUUGCUCAGAAUGUGGGAAAUGUUUUAAAGUAAAUUCACAUCUUGUUAAACAUCAGAUGAUUCAUACAGGAGCAUACCCAUAUUCCUGCUCUGAAUGUAAGAAAUGUUUUAGAUAUAAAUCAGAACUUGUUAUACAUCAUAGAAGUCACACAGGUGAGAGACCUUAUUCUUGCUUGGAAUGCGAGAAAUGUUUUCCAAUUAAAUCACUACUUGUUAGACAUCAGAGAAGUCACACAGGUGAGAGACUAUAUUCUUGCUCGGAAUGUGAGACAGUGUGUAUAAGUAAUUCAGAACUUGUUAGACAUCAGAGAAUGCAUACUGGAGAGAAACCAUUUUCCUGCUCUGAUUGUGGGAAAUCUUUUACAUUUAAAUCAGAUCUUGUUCGACAUCAGAAAAGUCACACGGGGCAGAGACCAUAUUGCUGCUCUGAGUGUGGGAAAUGUUUUACACGCUAUCCACAUCUUGUUAUACAUCAGAGACUUCACACCGGAGAGAGACCGUAUUCUUGCUCGGAAUGUGGGAAAUGCUUUACACGUAAUUCACAACUUGUUGUACAUCAGAGACGUCACACAGGUGAGAGACCAUAUUCCUGCUCUGAAUGUGGGAAAAGGUAUAGAAGUUUUCCAGAGCUUGUUAGGCAUCAGAGAUUUCAUACAGGCGAGAGACCGUUUUCUUGUUCGGAAUGUGGGAAAGGGUUUGACGUAAAUGCACUACUUGUUAGACAUCAGAUGAUUCACACAGGAGCAUACCCAUAUUCCUGCUCUGAAUGUGAGAGAGGUUUUUCAAUUAAAUCAGAACUUGUUAGACAUCAGAGACGUCACACAGGUGAGAGACCGUAUUCUUGCUCGGAAUGUGGGAAAGGGUUUAGCAGUAAUGCAGAACUUGUUAUACAUCAGAGACGUCACACCGGAGAGAGACCGUAUUCUUGCUCUGAAUGCGGGAAAUGCUUUACAUAUAGAACACAACUUAGUAAACAUCAGAAAAGUCACACAGGAGUGAACCCAUGAUAUAGGUCUGAUUGUAAGGAGAGGGAGUUAUAGUAAGACAGAACUUUUACACGAGUGCGGUCACCCAGGAGAAUACUCAUAUUUCAUUCUCUGUGUAAGAAAUGUUUUACAUGUUUAUGUUCUGUACGGCAGAAUGUGUGAUUAUUACUAAUAAUAAUAACAAGUAUUAAUAUACUCUGCACUGAGCCUGAGUGCGGUUAUCUUGAAGCUUACGCCUAGAUUUCCUAGCAUGUAAUUCACACCCCGCUAUAUGGUACCAGCUCCUUUACUGGUUCCCUACGUUUUCUGUGUAUCUCUUCUACAUCCUCCUUUGUCAUUAAUUGGUUUUCUUCCAGUCCUCAUCCUCCACCCGCUAUCAAGAUUCAGCACCAAAAGGGAUUCCCGCAAUUCCAUGGAAGGAGCACAUGUUUGGCUUUAGGCUUCUGUCCCAGUUAGAACCAUUCCUAGCUGACAGUAUAGGAUCUCAACUUCCUAGCAUGUAAGUGACAGCAUUGCAGUCAUUCAUCUUCUCCCAAUUUUAUGAUCCUUUCCAUAGAAUAUAUCUGUAGUUCAUAUCAACAUUCCCAUUAACAGGUUAGCUGCCACUGGUCUUCUUCUCCUCACUCUUUUAUCCUCUCUCAUUGGACAUAUAAUUAAUUAGACUUAUCUUCUUCCAUCUCUGCUCCAAAUUUUCCAACUUGCUCUCUUCUCUUUGAUAGCAACCUCAUUUGCUUCAACCCAUCCCUUUCUCCAGUACCCCCCUCAUGCAAAGCAUCCAUAAUUCACCUAACCUGCCAUGUUUUCUUCCUUUUUUAUUAUUUUAUGUUUCUACUUUAUCUUCUUCCAAAAACACACUUUCUCGUAUGUCCUAGACACCACUGCUCUGGCCAAAUCUUUGGCCACUGACACUCUUUACACCACACCUGGCACGCUAUGCUGUCCCGUUACCUGCACAGUGCUUCUGCAUUGGCGGGUUGCUGCUGCAGGUAAUACUGCUUUUACUGCCGGCUUCAUGUACUGUAAAUUUACUCUUCUGUCGUACAUCUAUGCUCUCAGUACAUUAAGUCUCUCAUUUCCGGUCAGAUUUUUCAACACUUGUUCCCUCUUUGCCACAUUACAUUUUUACCGUUUGUCCUAACAGUACUUGUGUCCUGACAGCCUAUGGUUCUUGACGUCUACUCCCCCCUUUCCUCAGCUCACAUUUUACAUUUUACAUCCCCAGUCACCUCUCCAGCUUAAUGGUGAUUAUUCUAUAAAGAAUUAAGAACAUUGGUCUUUGUGAAUCCUAUAGUUUCCCUUUUAAAUACUAAGGGCCGUGUUGCAAGCCGAAAUCUUUUUUUUUUUAAAAAAAGCGUCAAUCAAUUACAAGGCGUGGUUAUGGGGGUCAUUCCGCAGCUGUUGCGGCUGGCCGGGAGUUUAUAGUCUCUGCCCCUGGUCGCAGCGGCUGUGUAUGACGUUGGCCGGACUGCACCCCCAUAAUGGCGGGCAAACACUGCUAUGCUGCCCCCUCCCGCCCUGCGACCGCCUCUGCCUGUCAAUCAGGCAGAGGCGAUCGCUAGGCAAUGACACAGUUCCGACCCGAUCGCUGCGAUAAACUACAGCGAGCAAUUGGGUUGGAAUGACCCCCUAUGUAUUGUAAAUGACUGGCGCAUUAAAAAAUGUCCAAGUGUGACGGGCAACCCGCACCUCCAGCCACCUGGGACGGCAUUACAUCCGGCACUAAAUGUUACGUUUAGCCAAAACCUUGACAAAAAGGAUUCAUUUUCAUCUAGGAGAUGUGAUCCAUCCAGACCAGUCAGGAUUUAUAUCCAAUUACAGCAGAUCUACAAACAAAUGGGGAUAAACAUUAUUCAAGAGUCUCAUGAUAAUACAACAACUCCUAUUGCUUCCAAAGAUCACAGCUAAGUCAUGUGACACUGCGGAGGGGAAUUAUAUAUGGAAAGUGAUACACUGGUGUAACUCUGAGCAACUUUGUUUUAUUGGAAAUGAUUCAAAUAUUUUUAAACCAAUAAAAAAAAUGUUUCUGAAUAUACUUCAUAGAUUGUAUCUCUCUUACAUAGUUACAUAGUUGGUGAGGUUGAAUAAAGACAAAUAUCCAUCAAGUUCAACCUGUAUUAUAAAAUUAAAUAUAAUUUAGAUGCAGUAACCUUGGAUAUUUCUAUCAAUUCAGAAUUUAUCUAAUCCAUUUUUAAGUUUAUUUAGUGAGUCCACCAAUACUACCUCCUCUGGUAGAUAAUUCCAAAUUCUUACUGCUCUUACUGCAAAGAACCCUUUCCUCCGGUGUGUUUUUUUCUUCUAACCUCAGGGGGUGUCCUCCUGUCCUGUGUAGCCUUUUUUUGAUAAACAGAUCAUCUGAUAAAUCCUUGUAUUGUCCCUUACAGUAUUUAUAAAUAUUAAUAAUGUCCCCUCUCAGCUGCCUCUUUUCCAGUGUAAACAUAUCUAACCUUGUGAGUCUUUCCCAAUAACUCAGUGCCUCCCUUAACCAGUUUGGUGGCUCGCCUCUGAACCCUUUCUAGUUCCAAGAUAUCUUUUUAUAGUGAGGUGCCCAGAACUGUACACAGUAUUCCAGGUGUGGCCGCACCAAUGAUUUAUACAAUGGCAGGAUUACGCUCUCAUCCCUCGUCUCCUGCCCCCGUUUUAUGCAUGCUAACACCUUAUUUGCUUUUGUUGCUGCAUUUUGACAUUGCGUACUGCUACUGAGUCUAUAAUCGAUGAGCACACCCAAAUCCUUUUCAACCACCGUUAUCUCUACAUUUUUGCCAUUUAGUUUAUAUUCUGCCCGAUUAUUCUUAAUCCCAAAGUGCAUAACUUUACAUUUUCUCUCUCAUAAAUAUUUUUAAUAGUUCUUUCAACCACUCAUAACUGCUGGAAAUGCGGAGAUUCUCAAGCAGACCUUUAUCAUAGUUUUUGGUUAUGCCCCCUGAUUGGAAGCUUCUGGGUACAAAUAUGUAGAUAUGUUGCCUGGUAAACUAUUUACACCUGUUGCCAGAAUGGGCAAUCUUUGGUAUUUUUGAAAUGACCAAGCCAUGUCAGAAGGUGGCAAAAAAUUACUUUUAGCAGCACGCAAAUCCAUACUACAAGUGUGGCUCCACCCAGAACCUCCGUCAUUACCCUUAUUCCUAGCAAAGCUGUUUUACCUUUUUUCCAGUGGAAUGGGUGGGAGUGGCUCUAGAGAAGGACAGAAAAGUAAAGCAAUAUGUUGAAGUGUGGGAGAGUUACAUAGUAACGUUAUCUGCUUCAGUAAGAUGACACAUUCACACCUCCCUAACCAACACUUUGUGGUAUAUGACCAGCGUAUCCGGAGGUCAUCCACCUAUUUCUCUGUGAUACCCAUUUUAUAUGUCCCAUGGAGGGGCCAGGGGGGAGCGCAGAAAACCUUUUUGUUUUUUCUAGCUCAAGUAUUUCUUAACAAGUUCUUGUUGGAUGUGAAUGAUAGCUGGCAUAAUAUGAUGUUCUAGCCGAAAUCAACAAUACUGUGCGAUCCUUGUACUUUUGUGUCGUUUUCUGUGAUUGAACGUCUGAAAGAAACGAGAUAAAUGCAGACAACAGAUUUGUACAACGUCUUUGAAUUUAUUGUUUAAUUACACUGUAAUGUACACAAUAUUAAUUUUCUUUUAUAUUUACGAUUGUAUGAUACUUUGCUUCAAUAAAAAGUUAAACCACUGCGA
Pseudophryne corroboree (corroboree frog) is the source of this 6977-nucleotide messenger RNA. RefSeq names its product zinc finger protein 345-like. The record is from RefSeq and is a predicted model, not a curated record. The coding region runs from base 1144 to 3330 and encodes 728 amino acids. Gene Ontology annotation, biological process: regulation of DNA-templated transcription. Lineage: Eukaryota; Metazoa; Chordata; Amphibia; Anura; Myobatrachidae. The transcript is spliced from 8 exons.